Cyphellophora attinorum is the source of this 2109-nucleotide messenger RNA. Its product is annotated as Interferon-induced GTP-binding protein Mx. Lineage: Eukaryota; Fungi; Ascomycota; Eurotiomycetes; Chaetothyriales; Cyphellophoraceae. Gene Ontology annotation, cellular component: cytoplasm; membrane; microtubule. Bases 1 to 2109 code for a protein of 702 amino acids. The record is from RefSeq and is a predicted model, not a curated record. The transcript is spliced from 3 exons. Gene Ontology annotation, molecular function: GTP binding; GTPase activity; microtubule binding.
AUGGCAGGGCCCCUUCAGAAUCUCUCUUCCUCCAAGUCAAGUCAUCGUUUGACUCAAAUUGCAAAGCUCAGAGCACGAGGUAUCGGAGACCACAUCAGUCUUCCACAGCUGGUCGUAGCUGGUGAUCAAUCGUCUGGCAAGAGCUCCGUCCUUGAAGGCAUUACAGGCAUACCUUUCCCACGACAAGAAGGUCUCUGCACCAAGUUCCCCACCGAAAUCAUUCUCCAGCAUAGUUCCGAUGCCUCCAGCAUAGUGGCCACAAUCAUUCCUUGCUCAUCGCGUACUUCCCAACACCGAGAAAAGCUCCAAAAGUAUCGUCGAGAGCUCGAGAGUUUCGACGAGCUAGGCGAGAUAAUCACCGAAGUCGGCGCACUCAUGGGUAUCCGAGGCUUUGGCAAUCAGACUGAAGGACCGGCUUUCGCAAAAGACGUCCUUCGCAUUGAGGUUUCUCGACCUGAUGGACUCCAUCUCACCAUUGUCGAUCUGCCCGGUCUGAUCAAGGUGGCAAAUGAUGACCAGAGCAACGAUGAUGUGCAGGCAGUACAGAGCAUGGUGGAUACCUACCUCGCGAACCCUCGCACAAUAAUCCUUGCUGUUGUUCAGGCUACCAACGACAUUGCGAAUCAAGCCAUCAUCCAAAAGUCUCGUAUCUUCGACGAGCGAGGCGAGAGAACAGUCGGCAUCAUCACCAAGCCUGAUCUGAUCAACACUGGUACCGAAGACCGAAUCUCGAAGCUGGCCAAGAAUGAAGAUACUACCAGGUUGAAGCUGGGUUUCUAUCUCGUCAAGAAUCCUUCACCGAAGGAGAUGAAGGAGGGUAUGUCUACGAAGGAUAGAGAAGACAAGGAGAUGAGCUUCUUCAAGUCAAGUCCGUGGAAGCAGCAAGGUCUGAACAAUGAUCGAGUCGGCGUGGUUGCACUUCGGACAUCCCUACAGCAUUUGCUCGAUCAGCAUAUCGAACGUGAGCUCCCGCAGGUCCGGCAAGAAUUGAUUAAGACCAUGGAGCAGCGCGAGAAAGAGUUGAAGGGCUUGGGCGAAGAGCGGCCAACACCAUCCCAACAGCGUGUGUUUCUGAGUCGACUUGCCACGCAGUUCCAACAGCUCUGUCACGCUGGCCUCAACGGUACGUACUCCGACAUCGAUCCCGAUUUCUUCGCUGUGGAUGACGAAGGCAGAUCUCGACGACUUCGUGCCAACAUUCACCAGCUUAACACAGAGUACUCUGACUACAUGAGAGAUCAUGGACAGAAGAGAACGAUUGCACAUGGCGCCAGUCGCGGUUUCAGUCCAGAUGGGGACAGUCUGGAGCACAGUCAGCUUGCCGUGACUCAGGAAGAUAUGUUGACGUGGAUUCAAGAUGUCUACAAUCACACGAAGGGAAAAGAGCUCUCGGGCACCCAUAACCACGUCCUGCUCUCUGAGCUCUUCCACAUUCAAUUGAGUCGAUGGGAAGUGAUCACGCGGCGCCACGUGAAGAUCGUGUACGAGGAGAUCGUGUACUUUGUAACCGGAGCCCUCAGACACGUCACCCAGAACGAUGACGUUUUCCAUCAGCUAGUCAAGAUCGCUACCACCGUUCUCUUGAACCAGAAAGCUGCCGCCAAGGACGAGUUGACGAAAAUCUUCCAGGACGAGAAGCGACAUCCUCAGACAUACAACCACUACUACACCGACAACAUUCAGAAAGAACGCGCUCAGUCUGCACGCAAGACCAUCUCGGACCAUCUCAAUGACGUUGUAGCCAAAGAUUAUGGUGGCCGUCUGCACAUCAGCAACACGACCUUUGAUGUCGAGAAGCUACUGAGUGCGUUGGUCAGUCGUGUCAAUGUCAAUAUGGAUGGUCAAGCUUGCGAAGCAGCUCUCACUGAUCUCAAAGCAUACUACAAGGUUGCGAGGAAGACGCUCGUGGAUAACGUGGUUCGUCAGGUAAUUGAACGCCAUCUACUCUAUCCUCUAGUGGCCAUCUUCGAUCAUGAGACUGUGGCAGGAUGGGAUGACGAGACUCUGAAUCGAAUUGCGGGAGAGAGCGCAGAGAUGUUGGCGAAGCGAGAACAUCUGAAGGGCCUGCUGAGGGAGCUCAAGCAAGGUGUGGAGGACUUGAAGGGGUGA